This is a messenger RNA of Syngnathus acus (greater pipefish), 1542 nucleotides long. RefSeq names its product DNA damage-inducible transcript 4 protein-like. The coding region runs from base 235 to 903 and encodes 222 amino acids. The record is from RefSeq and is a predicted model, not a curated record. The transcript is spliced from 2 exons. NCBI's taxonomy places the organism in Eukaryota, Metazoa, Chordata, Actinopteri, Syngnathiformes, Syngnathidae. Gene Ontology annotation, cellular component: cytoplasm. Gene Ontology annotation, biological process: response to hypoxia; apoptotic process; negative regulation of TOR signaling. Gene Ontology annotation, molecular function: 14-3-3 protein binding.
GAAAGUUUUGAUAGAAUCGAGGGCAGUGGUUACCAACCAGGGUAGGACGCAGAGGACGUGAGAUGCCUUCUGAUUGGUGGAGAAAACAGGUAGGCGGAGCUUCGUCGCUUGCCUAUUUAAAGCUUUGUUCCACUGUUGUUAUUUCUAUUUGCCAGCUGAGUUCGACUGACGAUCGGCCCUGUACGGGGCACGUUUUUGGCACUUAUCUUCAUUUUCACGUUUUGCUUGUUGACAAUGUCUUGCGCUUAUUCCCUGGACGGGAGCUUCCCACUUUCCCCGGCCGAGGACGGUGGCGACUCCAAGCGGUUGUCCUGGGGCAGACUGCUGCAGAGGCUCGGCGAUCUCAAGGAGCUCAAUCACAGGCAGUGCAACAAUAGUGACACCGGGUCUGUAGCGGAUAUGUCCAUGUCUAAUUCCGAGAGCAGCUUGUUCUGGGACCCCUCUGAGGAGACCCUGGCCAUAGAGCUGGUGGCCAUCAUCAAAGAAUCCCUCUACUACGGGGCCGCGCACUUCCUGGGCUGCUCCCGUCUCCUCAUACCUGACUCACUGCUGGACCAUGUGGGUCAGGAACUCAUCCAUCUGGCGGCCAGCGAGCCUUGCGGCCUGCGGGGGGCGCUGAUCCAACUGUGCGUGGACAGAGGAGAGCCCUGGUCCCCGUGCAGCGUGGACGAAAUUGCCGUGGACACUGCACUGGUGCCCACCUUCCAUGUGACUCUGCUGCUGAAAGCUGAGUUGGGUGGACUGUGGCCUAAGGUCCAGAGGUUCUUUAAAAGCAGCCGGUCCCAACGGAUGUGCGAGACCCCUACAAGGCACCGACGAUCUCUCAGACUGAGCUCUGGCUUCAGGGCCAUGAAGAGGAAGUUGUACUGUUCAGGGGAGCUGCUCAUUGAAGAGUGCUCCUGACCAAAGCGCUCCAUGUCUAAAAAGCCUCAAAUGAAAAAUGGCAGAGGUGUCAAACUCAAGGCCCGGGAACCAGAUGCGGCCCACCACAUUUUAUGUGGCCCGUGAACACAAAUUUUGCAUCAACUUUGUGUCAUUACUAAAAUUCCAAAUGUCUUCACUUUAAAAAAAAAAAAGAGCUAGCAACUUGUAUUACUAUUCGUUCUUUUUUUUACGAGUCUCUGAGUUUGACACCCCUGCACUAAGGGCUAUGUUUUUGUAAAUGGUGCAAGAGUGCCCUGGCACAAAUGAUUGCAGAUCCUGCGCGAGCCUCAAUGAAAGGAGCCACUUUAAUUGGUUAUGAUAAAGUCAGCUGUGACCACUCCCACUGCGACGCAGACUUUUCUCUUGCAGAGCUGAUGCGCAAAAUCGCAGGAAUUUAGGCAGGUCACAAAAAUAGAGCCCUAAAUGCACAAUCCUCGAAACAACUUGCACUUGGCAAGAACCAGUCUCCGGCAGCUACUCACCUGGUUGCAGGUGAAGUUUUUUUAUAUUUUGUAUGAAAAUAUUUUAAAGUUGCUUGAGAAGAUAACUUUGGUAUCGGAUGAUCAAGUAUUAUCGUGUGUUUGUACUGAACAAAAAUAAAAACAAUUCUGACCUGUG